Molecule: messenger RNA, 2733 nt
Organism: Solea senegalensis (Senegalese sole)
Lineage: Eukaryota; Metazoa; Chordata; Actinopteri; Pleuronectiformes; Soleidae
Gene: usp22
Product: ubiquitin specific peptidase 22
Exons: 13
Coding region: 630-2150 (506 amino acids)
Biological process (GO): protein deubiquitination
Molecular function (GO): cysteine-type deubiquitinase activity; zinc ion binding
Source: RefSeq, a predicted model, not a curated record
UACGUGCUUGUGAUGUGAAUUUCCCAUUCACUCUCUUGAUUGUCACAUUGGACAAUUCGUGGCUGAUGGUGAAGCGGAUUCGCGGUUCAGCCAAUCAGCGUCCUCCCAUGGGCGGAUGUGGUUUGCGGGGAAAUCGCACCAAUCACAGCGCCGCGCCUUCCUCGCAAGGGCGGUGCUUAGCCGCUCAAAGGAAAGUUGGCACACAUCAGUCACGCGCCGCUCUCCGCUCUCAUUGGUCCACCAUUUUGAGUGAGGUGGGUCUUGACGCUCACCGAGUAAGCCACUGUUGAAAUUCCAAUGCUAACUAACUUUAGCCAGCGUGCUAACAUGUAACAGUGAAUUUUGAGAAGCUGCUUUCAUUGCGCUACUGUGGACUUGAGUGUUAGUUCGUCUCCACUUGGGGCGGAUAUUCAAAUAAACACAAUCGUCUUGAUGUGUGCUACUGCGCGUGUCUCCGUUACCGCAGCCAGGUCAUGUCCAGUUAGCCAGAACGCAGCAGUUGCUGGAUAACGAACCUGGCAGGCGAGCUAGCCAGCCAGCCAGCCCAUUCGGGACUGGGUCUGCGCGGAGGGAUUUGUGCAGGAUUUGUCGCCCGGAGAGGACGCCAAAAGCCGGAUGCUGUGACUACCAUGAGUCCCGCAGGCUGCCCCCAUGUCAGCGGCUUCAAAGUGGAUAACUGGAAGCAGAACCUGAGAGUCAUUUAUCAGUGUUUCGUGUGGAGCGGGUCAGCCGAGACCAGAAAACGCAAGGCCAAGUCAUGCAUCUGCCACAUGUGCGGUGCCCACCUGAACCGACUCCACUCCUGCCUCUACUGCGUCUUCUUUGCCUGCUUUGCCAAGAAACACAUCCACGAACAUGCCAAGAGCAAAAGGCAUAACCUAGCGAUCGACCUGCUGUACGGGGGAAUCUACUGCUUCAUGUGCCAAGACUACAUUUAUGACAAAGACAUGGAACAGAUUGCCAAAGAGGAACAAAGGAAAGCCUGGAAAAUGCAAGGCAUCGGAGAGAAGUACUCGACAUGGGAGCCCACGAAGAGGGAGCUGGAACUUCUACGCCACAACCCCAAGAGGAGAAGAAUCACAUCCAACUGCACCAUCGGCCUGCGCGGACUGAUUAACUUGGGCAACACGUGCUUCAUGAACUGCAUCGUCCAGGCACUGACACACACGCCGCUGCUGCGUGACUUCUUCCUAUCUGACCGGCACAAAUGUGAGAUGCAGAGCAACUCCUGCUUGGUGUGUGAGAUGUCGCAACUCUUCCAGGAGUUCUACUCAGGCCACCGAUCGCCUCAUAUCCCUUUCCGCCUCCUCCACCUGGUGUGGACUCACGCCCGCCACCUGGCCGGUUACGAGCAGCAAGACGCCCACGAGUUCCUCAUCGCGGCACUGGACGUCCUGCACAGACACUGCAAAGAUGACAACGGGAAGAAAGCCAACAACCCAAACCAUUGUAACUGCAUCAUCGACCAAAUCUUCACAGGGGGCCUGCAGUCUGACGUCACCUGUCAAGUCUGCCAUGGCGUUUCAACGACCAUAGACCCGUUCUGGGACAUCAGCCUGGACCUGCCGGGGUCCUCCACACCUUUCUGGCCGCUCAGCCCUGGAGGAGACGGAUCAGCACUCAACGGGGAGAGUCACGCCACUGGAGCCACAACGCUCACCGAUUGUCUGCGCAGGUUUACCAGACCAGAGCACCUCGGCAGCAGCGCUAAGAUCAAGUGCAGCGGUUGCCAUAGUUACCAGGAGUCCACCAAGCAGCUGACCAUGAAGAAGCUCCCCAUCGUGGCCUGCUUUCACCUCAAAAGGUUUGAACAUUCGGCCAAACUACGGCGGAAGAUCACAACUUAUGUCUCCUUCCCACUGGAGCUGGACAUGACUCCCUUCAUGGCCUCCAGUAAAGAGAGCAGGAUGAACGGACAGUACCAGCAGACGGUGGAUCCCUUCAACAACGACAACAAGUAUAGUCUAUUUGCUGUGGUAAACCACCAGGGGACACUAGAGAGCGGCCAUUACACCACCUUCAUCCGGCAGCACAAAGACCAGUGGUUCAAAUGUGACGACGCCAUCAUCACCAAGGCCAGCAUCAAGGAUGUGCUGGACAGUGAGGGGUACCUUUUGUUUUACCACAAACAGUUCCUGGAGUACGAGUAGUCGCCUCCAUCAGCGCAGCUCGCAGGACAGAAAGAGGGACGACGCGAGGAGGAAGGAGUUGCAUGGGAACAGGUAACGGGAGACAUCAGAGAGGUGAAGGAAACACAAACACAAGCCUACCUGAAUCGUUUCGCACUUGCAGCUCUCACUCUUAACAUGGAACCACCUUUGCUCACACACUAUAAUCCAGUCUGUAUGACACUCGAGGCAGAACAAUCUCUUCUUAACUGUGGGCGGAAAAUACAAGAAAACUGGGAGGAUAUGUUUUGUUCGGGCACUGAAGGAAUAUUGUAUCUCUUUCGCUGGAUUUCAGGGGAUUAAAAGAAGAAAACCGCUGUGAUAAUCUGCUACGUGAGUGGAAAUACUGAAACAGAAAGAUGGGCAGAUUUUUUGUUUGUUUGUUUGUUUUUUUUAAACCGUAGUUGAUCUGGGGAAGGUUUACAUGAUCACGAAUGCUGUUCUUCACCAGUGUCCUGCUUCACGCUCACACGGCUGCAUAUAUUUACACCUAAGGGUGCUAAGAAACAGAACCUACUCUUUUUUUUUUCACACUCACACUCCUCCAAAUGACCAAAUAUUUCAA